GGCAGAAAUAUACGUGGCGCGCUUGCGCAAUUUAUUCUUCAUCCGGGUAACUUAAGAAUAAAGCCUUUACUCGUGUAAAGGGUAAAGAAAUAAAACAUUCUUUUCAACGAAAUUAAACCAAGGUCCGGUCUAUAAUUACAAAUUUAGGUUUUACUACAAGAUGUUUCUGUGGGACUGGUUCACUGGUGCCCUGGGAUAUUUAGGAUUAUAUCAGAAAUCUGGCAAGUUAGUAUUUCUUGGAUUGGACAAUGCUGGAAAGACAACUCUUCUACACAUGCUUAAAGACGACAGAAUGGCCCAACACGUGCCAACAUUACAUCCAACGUCAGAAGAGCUGUCGAUGGGUGGGAUGAGGUUCACAACGUUUGACUUGGGAGGUCAUAGGCAGGCACGCAGAAUAUGGAAGGAUUACUUCCCAGCCGUCAACGGCAUUGUGUUUAUUAUCGAUUGUGCUGACUUUGAGCGGCUGGCAGAAUCUAAAAAGGAACUUGAUAGUUUGCUUGCUGAUGAGCAACUGAGCUCAUGUCCUGUCCUUAUCCUCGGUAACAAGAUAGACAUACCAGGAGCUGUGGGCGAGGAUUAUAUCCGCCAGAACUUUGGGUUAUUCGGACAGACAACAGGAAAGGGUAGUGUGGCUGCUAAAGAUCUUGCCACCCGACCCAUGGAACUGUUUAUGUGCAGUGUACUCAAGAGAGAAGGAUAUGGAGAAGGAUUCAGAUGGCUGUCCGAGUACAUUUAGUUGCAGCAGCAUUGGAUUUACAAUACCACUAUCAAAACAUUCAAUGAACUUGCAAAUUACAAACACUCAAUACGUAUGGCUUAGUGGAAGCCCUGACAUGUCCAUCACUGCAAUUUAAAGGAGAAGAUGCAGAGAAAUGAAUUAAAAUGUCAUGCCAUGCUAGUCAUGGAUUAGAGGAGAUUUAAUCCCAGAUUUUGUUUCUAAUUUAUGGAUUUAAUUAAUUGGUGUAGACCUCACCUAAUUUUAAACCAGAUUAUUUCUCAAACUAGUUGGGGUCUAUUCGAUGCAAACAUGUACUGUAUAUGGCUUAUUUUAACUCUUACUUGAUUUUAUUUUUGGCUUUCUUCUUGUGCAGCUUUGAUAAUUAAAAAUGCUCUUCUAAUGUUAUAUUUUCUGCCAUAUACAUCUGUGAACAGUUAUUUUAGUAGGAAUUAUAAAUGUACAUUUUAUACUUUAAGUAAAGCUUUAUCAAAUAAUGCAAGUUUUUAUCUGGUCACCACGCCAAAUCCAGGCAAAUUAGAUCAUGCUUGCUGCAUUACUUUGUAGCAAAACAUAACUAGAUUACACUUGCUACAUUACACAGUAACAAGACAUAACUAGAUCACCCUUGUUACAUUACACAGUAACAAGACAUGACUAAGAUCACCAUUGUUACAUUACACAGUAACAAGACAUAACAAGAUCACCCUUGUUACAUUACACAGUAACAAGACAUGACUAAGAUCACCAUUGUUACAUUACACAGUAACAAGACAUAAGAUCACCCUUGUUACAUUACACAGUAACAAGACAUGACUAAGAUCACCCUUGUUACAUUACACAGUAACAAGACAUGACUAAGAUCACCAUUGUUACAUUACACAGUAACAAGACAUAAGAUCACCCUUGUUACAUUACACAGUAACAAGAAAUACAAGUGCCUCCAUCCUGCUUGCUAAAUUACUCAGCAGCAAAGCCAUUUGUAAGAUAUAAAUAAAUCAGAUCAUCAGCCAA
Nematostella vectensis (starlet sea anemone) is the source of this 1732-nucleotide messenger RNA. Its product is annotated as GTP-binding protein SAR1b. Gene Ontology annotation, biological process: membrane organization; endoplasmic reticulum to Golgi vesicle-mediated transport; intracellular protein transport. NCBI's taxonomy places the organism in Eukaryota, Metazoa, Cnidaria, Anthozoa, Actiniaria, Edwardsiidae. Bases 161 to 739 code for a protein of 192 amino acids. The record is from RefSeq and is a predicted model, not a curated record. Gene Ontology annotation, cellular component: COPII vesicle coat; endoplasmic reticulum exit site. The transcript has 7 exons. Gene Ontology annotation, molecular function: GTPase activity; GTP binding.